Molecule: messenger RNA, 910 nt
Organism: Striga asiatica
Lineage: Eukaryota; Viridiplantae; Streptophyta; Magnoliopsida; Lamiales; Orobanchaceae
Source: the annotation of a GenBank genome assembly
AUGGUGAUGAAUAAAAGUAGUAGUAAAGAAGAGAUGAGAAAAGGUCCAUGGACCGAAGAAGAGGAUGUUCAGCUGCUAUUUUACGUGAACUUACUCGGCGACCGCCGUUGGGAUUUCAUAUCCAAAGUUUCAGGUCUGAAAAGAACAGGCAAAAGCUGCAGGUUGCGUUGGGUUAAUUACCUGCACCCUGGCCUCAAAAGGGGCAAGAUGACCCCUCAUGAGGAGCGCCUUGUUCUUCAGCUUCACUCUAAAUGGGGAAAUAGAUGGUCAAGAAUCGCGCGGAAAUUACCCGGCCGCACGGAUAACGAGAUCAAGAACUACUGGAGGACUUACAUGAGGAAAAAAGCCCACGAAAACAAGAAAUUAAACGAACAAUCAUCGCCAUCAUCAUCAUCCUCGUAUUCCAACUCAACAUCCUCAGACAGCCCCACUCGUGCUAACAUCAAUCCAGACAGCAAAGAUCCAAGCAAAACUGGUUUGGAAAUUGAAAAUGGCGCGGAAGCUUAUUCAAUGGAUGAAAUAUGGAAAGAUAUUGAGAUGUCCGAAGGGUGCAGUGAGUUGACUAGUCGCACGUGGGAUUUCUGUGGGGCCGACUGGUUGUGGGCCGUGGAUGACGUGGAUCACUAUUACUCUUUCCCUUUUACGGAACCUAGCAAGUUAGAAUAUAUAUAAGAGGUUUGUACUUUUAUAGUUUGAAGUUGUAGAAAAUUGAGUGUGUUGUUUAUACUUUAUAGUUAAGGAUUGAGACAUUUGGUAAAGAUUUAUUACAUGUAUUUGGGUGUCAAUUCAACAACUCACUGUAUAAACAGUAUCCAGUAAUUUUACUUUUUUUCUUAUGUCCGAGUGGUGGUUGUACGCUAUGUUAUUAGUGGAAUAAGAUUCAUAUAUAGUGAUCAGCAUUUAUACUCAA